UCUGUCAGUGAUCUGCGUUCCCUUCACAUCACCGGGAGGACGGAGAGGUUCCGGCUGCGUUCAUAAACAGGGCUAACAAACGUCACGUCUGACAGCGAGUGUGGGGUGUGCGCGAGCGACAGCGGCCAGCUAAGCGCACUAUUGUCGCGGCUGCUGAAAGUCCGGGCAACUUCUGCUCUGGCGGAUUUCUUCUCCACCAACAUUUAAACCCUGAAAGCGAUGGUGGUGGCGUGCCGGACAACCUUCGCGGAGGCUACACUUACGGCUGGGAUUGAGAAUUCGAGUCUGGAUGUAGCUGAUUGGAGUGAAAGAGUUGGUGAUCAACGAGUGGAGGAGGAGGGGAGAAUCUGAAGUGGGUUUUUAUGUGUGACUCUCAGGCGGCCAUGUUAACCAAGAAACCGUGCGCUGCCAUCUAUCCUUCUGGUAAGGGCGGUGAGGCUGGUUGCCAGACACAGUCUUCCCCCGGAAUCGGCGCUGGGGGUCACCGGACCGGAGACGAAUCCGACACACCGUCUCCUGUCACGCUGCCACCGCUUAAAACCCCAAACUCCAUCUCGGUUGGAAACUCCAGGCACACAAUGAAUGACCAUUUGCAUGUUGGGAACCACCAGCAGAGCCAGGCUCAACAGCUGUUCGAGGAGAACAUUAACAAGCGGGCAGUAUUGACAGCGCAACCGAAUGGUCUGGCCCCUGUGGGUCGGAGUGGCCUCCCAAUACAAGAUAGGGUGCAAGAGGGUGUCCUCUGUCGGCAGGGCAGCUCAAACUCUCUCAAAUCCUCCGACAGCAAAGCCAGACCGGCUCCCAUGUCCCCGGAGCAGGCCAUGAAGCAGAACGUGUCCAAACUGACAGCUUUUGAGCAUCACGAGAUAUUCAACUACUCGGAGAUCUACUUUGUCGGCCCGAAUGCCAAGAAGAGGCCUGGUGUGGUUGGAAGCCCCAACAACAACGGCUACGACGAUGACCAGGGCUCCUACAUCCACGUGCCUCAUGACCACGUCGCCUAUCGUUAUGAGGUGCUCAAAGUCAUCGGUAAGGGAAGCUUUGGCCAAGUGGUGAAGGCUUAUGACCACAGAACGCACCAGCAGGUGGCACUCAAGAUGGUACGAAAUGAGAAGCGCUUCCACAGGCAGGCGGCAGAGGAGAUCCGCAUCCUCGAGCACCUACGCAAGCAGGACAAAGAUGCCACCAUGAAUGUUGUCCACAUGUUGGAACACUUCACAUUCCGGAGCCACAUCUGUAUGACCUUUGAACUGCUCAGUAUGAACCUCUAUGAACUCAUAAAGAAGAACAAGUUUCAAGGCUUCAGCCUGCCUCUAGUACGCAAGUUUGCGCACUCUAUUCUCCAGUGCCUGGACUCCUUGCAAAAGAACCGGAUCAUCCACUGUGACCUCAAGCCUGAGAACAUCCUGCUCAAGCAGCAGGGUCGCAGUGGUAUAAAAGUAAUUGAUUUUGGUUCCAGCUGCUACGAGCACCAGCGGGUGUAUACCUACAUCCAAUCCCGCUUCUACCGUGCACCAGAGGUCAUCCUAGGGUCACGCUAUGGGAUGCCAAUCGACAUGUGGAGCUUAGGUUGCAUCUUGGCGGAAUUACUGACGGGGUACCCUCUUCUGCCUGGGGAAGAUGAAGGGGACCAACUGGCUUGCGUCAUCGAGCUUCUGGGUAUGCCAUCCCAGAAGCUUCUCGACGCAUCAAAAAGAGCCAAAAAUUUUGUGAGUUCUAAGGGUUUCCCACGUUACUGUGUAGUAACCACCUUGCCGGAUGGUUCCGUGACGUUGAAUGGGGGACGCUCACGUCGGGGCAAAGUCCGGGGUCCCCCUGGGAGCAAGGAGUGGUCGACAGCUCUCAAAGGCUGCGACGAUCCUUUGUUCCUGGACUUCCUCAAGCAGUGCCUGGAGUGGGACCCAUCUUUACGCUUGACCCCCAGCCAGGCCUUGCGACACCCCUGGCUCAGGAGACGCUUGCCAAAACCCCCAGCUGGGGAAAAGGUCCCUAUGAAGUGUAUCCCAGAAGGUUCUGGGACCGUAACGUCUGUCUCGAAAUUACCUCCCCCCUUGAGCUCAUCCACCAAGCUGAGGACUAACCUGGCUCAGAUGACUGACGCCAAUGGGAAUAUCCAACAGAGGACGGUGUUACCGAAAUUAGUGAGCUAAGCCGGGACCAGAUCUGUCUAGUAAUUUAUUCUUUUUUAAAGAGGAAGUAGCCUGUGUCUGAUGUCAGGAUGAGGUGCGAAGGAGAGUGGUCUCUCACUGGCUAUUUCUGUGUGAAGUCUGUGCAAAGAUUUUAGCCUUUUUUUUUGUAAUGGUUGGCUUUGUUUUGCACCUUGGUUUUUAAAGUUUUUUAACUAAAAUGGAGCCAUGCUUUUAGGUUCUUAUCUCAGGACUGUAUGUGAUGUUCCAUGUCGCCAUGCAAACUGACCCAAUAUAUUACUGAAGCCCAAGUCAUUUAAGUCUGUGUCGGGGGACUGACGUGGCUGGCCGUGCUGCGGUGGUGAGCGUUUGCAGUGCAGGGCUGAGAGCUGUCCCGCACCGUGGCUUGGCCGCCGUUAUCACUGCCAUUGCGUGGACGAAGGAGGCGGCAUCUACCACGGCUUCCUCCUCAUACCUGUGUCAACAGCUGCGUAGUCGUUGUUGCUGGUUUUAAAUAUAUCCGUGCCUCUUUGAUUCUAAGGUUACAAACACAGACCUCUUCUGCUCGACGGUGAUUCUUUCCAACAAGUUCCCAGGAUUUGAAAUGCAAGCUUUAAGUAAACAAGGAUAUGUAAGUGACAUGGAGGUGGGCAAUGAAGUAACAAAAAAAAGAAAAGAAAAACGUGCAAAAAAAAAAAAACAAAACAUACAGAAUCCUUUUGUUUUAAUGUUAAAAAUGUGUUCACAUUAUGCUUUUGGUAUGUGCCUAAAAUUGUCUCGACAUUCCUUAUUGGCUGAAAGAUGGGAAUUGCGGAGUAGAUGCAUCUGUGCAAAUCACAGUUCAAGGUCAUGUCUCUGCCAUGACACCACAUGAUUUAAGUGAAAGUAAUGAAGAUCGGGCGGAUUUAUAUCCACAUCACCCUUACCUUGUGGCUCAGGUCUCUUUCUGGUCCUGCUCAUUCUCUGAGCAGCAGCAAACUAUGACGUUUUACAGUUGGGUAUUUAAAAUGACACAUUCUGGUGCUCUACCUUUUUAUUAAGGUACUUUUUUAAAUAUAAUAAAACCAUGUUAAUUGACUUAUGUAGUGGGUUGGAAAAUAUUUUCUGUGUUGCCUUUAGCAAGGAAUUGCGUGACACAGAUCUUUUAAAGGAAACCUGUGUGUGUUUGACAAAUUACAUGGACUUAUUGAACUGGCAUGAUUGUUAUAGGUGUUCCAGGCAAAUUAGAGCACAGAUCUUUGUACGUCCGUCCGUUUUUAAAGGUUGAAUUCAAGACAGUAGGGAAGACAUUCUGCAGGGGGCACUUGGGGUGGGGGUUUUGCCACCGUAUAGUGAAUCCCUCGACAGCAAUAUUUGGGGUGAUGGAUGUUUAUGCUUAGGCAUUCGCAAAAAGCCGUAAUACUUCAAACAAGGUCCCUCAUAAUUCCAGCAGCUUUUUUGGUGUCGUUUGAAAACAACAGGUUUUAAACACCGCAAAAUCUCAAUUUUAUAAGUCAGACUUUCAAUUCUAAAGAAACAACUUUGUGCACUCUCAAAACCUACUAAAUUUUGUGUUUCGGCCAGUAGAAGAGAUCGAUUUUUUUUAUAGCAGUUUUAGCACAUUUUUAAGGCUUUGUACACACUUAUUAUCUAAAAUUAUUAUAUGGAGUUGGUGAGAGUACGGUAAGCACUGAAGCAAACUGAAUUACAGGUGCUGUAAAUGCGGAACCUGGACAUGCUCCGUCGGCAUGGUAACCACGGAACGUCCUCUAACCUUUGUGUACUACCUUGUGUACUACGAUAACCUCCACAGUUAAUGCUACACCCAUAGGGCCUCAUCUAUCAUUAAGCAGAAAAUAGCAGCUCUCUGGGGUGGCGUAGGGGCCCUUUCCCUGGGCAAUCCCACAAGCUGCUAAGCACAGUAGCCCAACAGUCCUAGUGCCACACUUUUGUGAGUAUUUACAGCAGCAGGAAGAGUCGUGCCCUUGGUUUUACACAAUGUGCCUUUGGUUUUAGUGUCUAUCCACCCAUUUUCUUUCCUGUAAUCCCACACGACUCCUUAAGAUGUUUGUUUGGCUAUACAUAUUUGACCAGCAGCCAAUCAUAUCUCUCCGUAUAGUACCUGUGCCAGAGCAGUCAGUACGGUUUCAUUACAUGGGUACUGUUUCUUUGAAUAAACACUAAUUUCUGCAAGCACCUGUAAAAUAAUCCAGUAUUAAAUAUACCGCACGGCUUUCUCAUUGGGUGAAUGGUGACUUUGUUACUGUAAUAUCUUCUGUCUCAACGUCAAUGUUGGUAACAUCAGCUGAAGCUGGGGGGUGUGUGUAUGCCUGGAUUUUACCUCAGCCUGUUGUGGCGCCAUGUUUCAGAUUCGAACCCAGGGCAUUUGUUGAAAGGGCAUUUCUCCCUGCGGUUUCAGUGGCUAGAAGGUACUGAUCUUGAUUGAAGGCCUUCCCACUCACCGUGUCCAACUUGCCAUACUCUGGAAUAAAGGUCCCCAAUAAUUUGAUGUCCGCAGACUGUUUUACGGCGUACAGGAGUUUUCAUGAACUGGCAAAACAGUGGAGGGAAGUUUAAGCAGCCCCUCUGGAAAACCCCCAAAAUUCCCCGCCCAGUGGAAUACUGGCCGCAGACUGGGGGUGGGGAACCCCUGUUCUAGAUUACCUAUGUGCAGGAUGUGAGAGUCAUCUUCUGGGGCCAGGCUUAAAAGCGGGGCUGCUCCGAAAAUCCUGCAGGCGUAGCUGAAACAAUGUAGCAUCACUCCAGAGCUCUUUUGUUGAACCUGGUUGGAUGCAUCCCUGCAGAAGCGGACGCGGUGUGACAACGUAUCCAGGGUGAGUCAGGAUGUGGCCCAUUGUGUGACUUGGGGUCAGACUCAUGCUACGGUCGGGUAGCCGGUGAGGACUUUCUAAGGCGCAUUUCCUGCCACAUGCUAUCUGUACUAAUGCUGAAACCAGAACUUGGCUACUGUAGGAGACCUCGAAUGAAUAACAGACUGAUUACUUGUUUGUGUUAUGCCUCUGUGACAUUAAAUGUACAUAUGUGGAAUUUGCAGAGUUCAUUCUGGAUGUGUAUCAUUUUUUUUUUUUGCCCCUGGAUAAUUGCUGCUGAAAACACACAGUGUCGUGGUGGGUUUUCAUCCUGGGGGGCCAGUUUUAUGACUGUAUGUAUUGUACAGCCGAUGAAGUGAACAUUUUUUAGUGAUCAUUUGUUAAAUUUUAUCGUUGUGGUCGGAAAAAUAAAAAAUACCAGUCUUUACGAA
Messenger RNA from Brienomyrus brachyistius, 5367 nucleotides. Its product is annotated as dual specificity tyrosine-phosphorylation-regulated kinase 2-like. Gene Ontology annotation, biological process: peptidyl-serine phosphorylation; peptidyl-threonine phosphorylation. Bases 363 to 2150 code for a protein of 595 amino acids. Gene Ontology annotation, molecular function: protein serine/threonine kinase activity; protein serine/threonine/tyrosine kinase activity; ATP binding. Gene Ontology annotation, cellular component: nucleus. The transcript has 3 exons. The record is from RefSeq and is a predicted model, not a curated record. NCBI's taxonomy places the organism in Eukaryota, Metazoa, Chordata, Actinopteri, Osteoglossiformes, Mormyridae.